AUGUUCAAACUCACCUCUCGACUCGCCACGUCUAGGCUCGCUGUCUCCUCCAGACUGGGCUUUGCCCACACCGUAGUAUCGCCCCGAGCCAUCUCGCCAUGGAUCUCUUUACCGGUUAAAAGAUUCAACUCCACAGGCCCGAACGGCAACGACGUGUCCGAAAUCCAGACCCAGUUGCCCUCCAUCGAUGAAUUGACCUCGUCGUCCGCGUCUCUUUCUGCUUCCACCUCGGACCUUAUCGCCAACACCACCCAAACCGUGGGCGAGCUGUCCUCCCACAUAGGGUACCUUAACAGCAUCGGCCUGGCCCAGACCUGGUACUGGCCCUCCGACAUCAUUCAGCAUGUCUUGGAGAGCGUCCACGUGUACUCGGGCCUGCCCUGGUGGGGCACUAUCGCUGCCACCACCAUCCUCAUAAGGUGCCUCUUGUUCCCCCUAUACAUCAAAUCCUCGGACACCGUUGCGAGAAACUCCCACAUCAAGCCCGAGCUGGACGCCCUGAACAACAAGCUGAUGUCCACCACGGACCUGCAACAGGGCCAACUGGUCGCCAUGCAAAGGAAAAAACUGCUCUCUUCGCACGGCAUCAAGAACAGGUGGCUAGCCGCCCCCAUGCUGCAAAUACCUAUUGCUCUCGGGUUCUUUAACGCCCUGAGACACAUGGCCAACUACCCGGUAGAUGGAUUCACCAACCAAGGUGCCGCCUGGUUCCCAGAUCUGACUCUCGCAGACCCUUACUUGGGCCUACAAGUCAUUACCGCCGCAGUGUUCAUUUCAUUCACGAGGCUGGGUGGCGAGACCGGUGCUCAACAGUUCAGCUCCCCAAUGAAGCGUCUUUUCACCAUCCUGCCCAUCAUUUCCAUCCCGGCCACAAUGAACCUGUCGUCCGCCGUCGUGCUUUACUUCGCCUUCAACGGGGCCUUUUCCGUCCUACAAACACUUGUCUUGAGAAACAAGUGGGUCCGGUCCAAGUUAAAGAUUACAGAAGUGGCCAAACCAAGACCCCCCAUCCCUGGCGCUUCAUCAACGGAAAAUAUGGGCAUUUUCCAGUCCAUGAAACAUAAUAUCCAAAAGGCAAGAGAUCAGGCAGAAAGAAGACAACUAAUGCAAGACAAGGAAAAAAAAUUACAAGAAGACUUUAAGGAGAAAAGAUUGAACUCAAAAGUUAAAAUCGUUCACAAAUCGAAUUUCAUUAAUAACAAAAAUUAA
Messenger RNA from Saccharomyces eubayanus, 1209 nucleotides. RefSeq names its product membrane insertase OXA1 (gene OXA1). Bases 1 to 1209 code for a protein of 402 amino acids. The record is from RefSeq and is a predicted model, not a curated record. Gene Ontology annotation, cellular component: mitochondrial inner membrane. Gene Ontology annotation, molecular function: membrane insertase activity. NCBI's taxonomy places the organism in Eukaryota, Fungi, Ascomycota, Saccharomycetes, Saccharomycetales, Saccharomycetaceae. The transcript has a single exon. Gene Ontology annotation, biological process: mitochondrial respiratory chain complex IV assembly; protein insertion into mitochondrial inner membrane from matrix.